Molecule: messenger RNA, 816 nt
Organism: Talaromyces atroroseus
Lineage: Eukaryota; Fungi; Ascomycota; Eurotiomycetes; Eurotiales; Trichocomaceae
Exons: 1
Coding region: 1-816 (271 amino acids)
Source: RefSeq, a predicted model, not a curated record
AUGGUCAGAUACGCGCUUUCUCUGCUCGUUGGAGCCGUUGCCGCUCUGCCGGCCGCUCCAGGACUAAACAGCCAAGUUCCUCCUAGCCUGCCCAACGCUGAUCCUGCGGCUGUUAUGUCUGUUCCACAGAGCAGUGUCAAGAGCUACCAGACCGGUGGUCUUGUUCGUUACAACGUCACCGAGAGUUCCGAACUGUCCAAGCGUUGGGACUGCAGCACCUCGCCUAUUCUUACCUGGGGCGAUACUGAUACUGGCGGUCCAGGCAUCACAAUCGACAACGAUGCCGAUGACUGGCGUGGUUUCUAUUUCUACUACAACAGCUGUGACAGUGUGCCCUGGAAGUACAUUUGGAUUGCUGCAAAAAGCACCCAGUUUGUCUCCGUCCCCACGGGCUGGCAGGGCCGUGUCCAGCGCGGUGUCGAUGCCACCAUGCUUGAUGGCCAGCCGCAGCUGCUCGGUUCUUGGCUGGAGAUUAGCUGGGACACCGCCACUGGUAACACCGGCUGGGCUGAUGUCUCGCUCAUCCGCGGUAAUGAUGGCGGCAUUCUUGUUUGGAAUGAAAAUGGUGACUGGAAGGGAUUCACACAGUGGGUUCUGGAUGGUGCACCGGAAGGUGCCUAUGACAUGAAGAACGACGGACAGUGGGUUAUCAAGUACACCGAGAACUCUGACGGUUCGAUCAACACCAUUCCUCGCGAUUGGGACAUCCAGGAGAUCGGCUCCGAGUACGUCUACGUCGAUGAUGCCCACGGUAGCCCUGUUAUUUCAACCCCCAAUCAGCGCUUCUCUACCUUCUGGCCUGACGGCCGUGCUUAA